Messenger RNA from Juglans regia (Persian walnut), 474 nucleotides. Its product is annotated as RING-H2 finger protein ATL18-like. The transcript has a single exon. Gene Ontology annotation, molecular function: ubiquitin protein ligase activity. Gene Ontology annotation, biological process: protein ubiquitination. Bases 1 to 474 code for a protein of 157 amino acids. The record is from RefSeq and is a predicted model, not a curated record. NCBI's taxonomy places the organism in Eukaryota, Viridiplantae, Streptophyta, Magnoliopsida, Fagales, Juglandaceae.
AUGAAUUGCCUUGUGGUUUCUCAAUCUCGUUUUGGCAUCGCCACCAUUGUGUUCUAUACUUGCCUCUGGAUCCCAUUGGUGCAAGUCAAGAAAGCUCUGGUAAGGAUAGUAGGGCUCCUCUUUUUCAGCACGUCUGAGCAGAAUGUGGAGAGCUUGAAUCAUGAGGCAUUAUGCCUUCCGGUUACAAGGUUUACAGACUUGCAGAGGUACAGCAAUCGAGGAAAUGAGAAUGUGGAGGAUACAUGCUCCAUUUGCUUGGUGGAGUUCGAGAGGGAAGAUGUGGUGAGCCAACUGUCCAGAUGCGGCCAUAUCUUCCAUAUGAACUGCAUCGAAAGGUGGGUGGACCAAAACCAGUUCACCUGCCCUCUCUGUAGGUCGUAUUUCAUUUCUGAUGUAAAUGCUCAUUCUCAUGCAAACUGCAGCAGGGGUAGUACCAUUUCACGUAUCCCCUCGUACCUGGAUUCUUUUUCUUAG